This is a messenger RNA of Lymnaea stagnalis (great pond snail), 21730 nucleotides long. The record is from the annotation of a GenBank genome assembly. NCBI's taxonomy places the organism in Eukaryota, Metazoa, Mollusca, Gastropoda, Lymnaeidae.
AAAACAAAAAAAAAAAAAAAAAAAAAGUAAAUAAUAGGAUAAUAUUGAUCACACAAGUAGUGCUGUAAUUAAUAAAUAAUAAGUACACAGAACACAUGGCUGAACACAUUGUUAUUUCUUAAAUGCUAUUUUGAUUUUCAGAAAAGGUAAUUCUAUAAAAGCUUUGGGCUUUGACAUACCGUGUAGUUGCAUUUAAUUUUAAUUUUUAAUAUUAUGACAUGAAAAUUGCCGGAAGAUAAAUCAGUCCGAGCUCAAAUAUUUUUGAUUUUAUGAUUUUAUCAAGGAAUUUAAUAUACGAGAUGGCUAGUAGAAGUAGUACAAAAGACACUAAACAGUGACUGAGACUGUGACUAAGUCAAAGACAACUGAGUGAGUACUCAGUAGAGUUGCUACACUAAAUAAAUAGAGGAACAACAUUAACAUCAUUAUAUUUAUAUGAUGAAUACGUUAUUAUUAGCCUAAACUUUAGGUUGAAAAGACAGGACAAUUAAAAAUUUUAAAAUUAAAAAGGACCUUUGGGCUAUAAUAAAGUAGAGUAUAUACCUUCUCGGCAAACAGUACACAAAAAAAAAGCUUUAUUUUUUUAAAGGAGAAUAAAGUAACUGUUGUUUCUUUUUGUAUUGUUAAAAUAAUAUAUUUUUAUUUUGUAAUUUUUAACUGAAUGCCAAUGCAAUAUUACAACUCAGGACUAACCUAAACAUGUGUCAAUUGUGUCUCAAAAACCAGUACUGGAAAAAAAAUGAUUAAAUGACGAACUAGUUGUAGUAGGCCCAUUGACAUAUUACUGUUAAGAAAAAAUCAACUCAACUUAUUAUAAAACUGAGUCACCCAGUCGUUAAUGACAGACUAAACCCCCCCCCCCCCCCCCCCCCCUUUUUUUUUUUGCAGAACAAAAAAUCCUGUGGGUGCCCAUUGCCCAGGUCUAUGCAAAUCUGACGUAUUAAGCCAAUUUAAACUUGUUGAUUAGCAGAAUCAGAGCAACAGAGAGAUUGGUAAAUUUUAAAUAUUGAACUAAUGAAUGAGUAGAAGUGCAAAGAUGCCAAGACUGAAGUUUGUGAAUAAAAUUAUUAUUAAAAUUUUUAAAAAAAAAUUCUUAAUUGUGCUUAGGAUUUAUUAGCAGACUGGCAAAGAGGAAUUUGAAAUUCAAAGGCAAAGAUUAGGCCAUCCCUUUCUAGGACACCACCUAUUCAUAACUAAAUGCUUAUCUUGAUCUCUAUUUAUAAUUUAACUUAGUAGUUUGGUCUAGGACAACUUAUCAUCUCUACAAUUAAAUUUGUAACUAAUGCUUAAAUAUGACAUAAGUAUGCUGAUGCUGCUACCAUUAGCCUUUAUGUUUAAAGCUUUAUUAACUUUAGGCCUAUUCUAAAACAAAACUACCCCAGUGACCUGAUUGUGACACUACCUGCCUUCUUGGAAGUGUAAGUGGGGUUGGAGGGGACAAAAAAAUUUGUACAUGAGACCUUGAGGAACCCUUUCUGUCACAUUUACAAAUAAGCCAGCAAAUGACAUAGUGGCAGCUGAUUUUUAUCAUCAACUUACAGUGCGCUUACUUAACUACUCAGACACAAUCAGUGAAAUUUUUGUGCUGUAUUUAAUUUGUACUUUCACCAGUUUAAACAAAAUUUGACUACAAUGCAUUGCUUUAGAAACUACUUAUUAUCAAGGAAAUAUUGUGUAUGUAAAUGACAUAGACAUGAUCCUUGCACUAUGCAUUAAUAAAGACUUACACUAUAUACUACAUGAGGAAAUGUUCCCCACUCCUAAAUGGACCAAUGAUAACUUAUAUUUAAUUUCUUAAUAAUCACAACAUAUAUAUAUAUAUCUGUAUAUCUAUAUCUAUAUAUAUUAUAUAAUACAUCAUUGUAUAAAAAUUUAUACCAUUUUUUUUGUCCUGCACUUUCUGUAGACUGCCUUCAUUGACAAUGGCCCCCAAGAAUCCACCACCUCUGGUCACUGGUGUGUCACCUAAGGAAGGUCCUCCAGGAACACGAAUCACUAUCAGAGGAGAACACUUUGGAGAUGAUCCUCGAGAUCUCAUUGGUAAGGAGCAGGUUCAGAAAUACAUUUUGUAUAUUGUGCAUUAGUGUGAGAAUCAUGUGCAUGCAUUACUUUAAAAAAAAUUAACUAACUAGAGCAAGAUGAACUCUGUGCAAAAAUAUUUCAAAGGUAAAGUAAUUUGCAUUAUAAAAAAAAACAACACCUUAUAUGUUUAAAGAUAAGUAGUGAAAGUCUAGGUCAGAAAUGGGGAUGUUGGCAAGGUGGAUGCACACUCUGCACUGUCUGCAUAUUCAAAUUAGAAUUAAAAUUAUUUUACAGAAUAUAAAAAUGUGUCAUUUAGUUGACAUUUUUUUUUUUAUUGACCUGCUUGAUCAUAAUAUACUAAAUAGUACAAAAGAAGAAUGCACUCUGUCAUAAUUAUUAUUUUAUCGCUAAUUUAACUUUUUUAAAACAUAUAUUUUUAAUGUAAAACUUCUUUUUAUAUCUAACAAAUUAUUUUAGCUCAAUACUUUUAUAUUUUAUUCUCUCGCUUUACAGGUUUAAAAAUUUGUGGCAUGGACUGUCUUCUAUCCGCCGAGUGGAAGUCUUCCAGCAAGAUUAUUGCUCGCACUGGCCCAGGAAAGGGUAAAGGGGACAUAAUCCCAAUUACAAGGUAUGGAGGUAAAGGAAGCUGCACUGUUGGAUUCAGGGGCUAUUUUCUUCAGACUGGUAAGUGAUAUUUUUAUUCGCACGUUUUAAAAUUUCCAAAUGUGUAUAGUCAACAAGUCUCUAUGUGUUUGCUCUAUUUAAUUCACUUGCUCUUACCGGGAAAAGUUCUUUGGUUAAAAAUUUUUUUUUCUGUUAACUUCUUGCCUGAGCAAUUCUUGAAAACUUGAGCAUAGCUCUCCAUAACAUUUCAUUGUCGUUUAUGAGAGGGAACUUGAUUUAAUGCAACGUCCUAUUGACCAAUGUUUGGAGUUCUUUAUAUCGGGGUUUCAGUUAUUUAUGAUUUUUUAAAGCAUCAACAGCUUGUUAAAUCCCCAAUAGACCUCUUUGUUCAUAAGAAUAUUACCCCCCCCCCCCCCCCCCCCCCCUUUGCUCUCUUUUUUGAUGUUUCUACCUGAACCUCAGUGCUUUGUAUUUUGUAUGACUACCUCUACAAAAUAUAUUAAGCUAUAAAAGGAUAAUUUUAUAUACCAAAGUAUAUCCAGGUUGUUAUUGCUUUUUAUUAAAAAUAUUGCAACAUUUGAUUACCAUUUAAUAAUAUUUUUAAAAAAAACAACAACAAAGGACCACUCCAAGAGUCUGCUGUCUGGAUAGAUGAAUCUCAAACUGUGAGGCCAAACUUGGACCAUGGUAGGCCCACAGCUGCCAUGACUGCCAAGGAAGAAGAGGACCCCUUGGGCAUCCUUGAUGAAGGAGACAAGUGAGUUGCAUUGUUACUUGAAUCAAUGUUGUCAUCUUUAUGAAUGUUACUUAACAGAGGAGUACCCCCAUGCCCCCCCCCCCCCUCUCUCUCUUUGUAGAAAUUGAAAUAAAUUGUUUUGAAAUGUUAAAAAUAAACAUGUUUCUGCAUCUUCUACUGCAACUUCAAGUAUAUUUAAUGCUUCCCUAUGUCUCAUACAUUUAUAUGCACCCUAUUAAAGAUAAUGUUAACAUUGAAUUGUUAAACAAUGUUACAGAGCCAAGCUUUCAGAAGAGGAACUGUUGGAUCUAUUUCAAGAUGGUGAGUCAUUUUUUGUAUUAACCUGCGUCCGCAAGGCCAUUGUACUUGAUUAACAUCCAAAUAAGAUAUACAAACACUCAAACUGCUUUAAAAGUUUUAUUUCAAAGCCACAGUCUUCCUUUUUAACCUUGUCUUUAAAAAAAAAUGGUAAUUUCUAUUUUGGUCCCUUCUGUUAAGUUUAAAAAGAAAAUUCUUCCAACGCUACCAUUUUUGUAAGCACGUCUUGGUACUGGCUAGGAUCUUGCCAAUUAAGAUUUCUAAAUUUUUAUCAACUUGUUCCAUUUAGUUUCUAAUUAAUAUUUCAAAAGUUCAUUUAGUUUUAAAUUAAUUAUUUUUUUUGAAAGAUAUUUUUCUUGGUUUAAAUUAAUAUUUUAAUUGAUUUAUUUAGUUAGUUUAACAAAAUCCCAUAUAUUUGUCAGGGUUAAAUUUCAAAAAUGUUUUAAAUUAAAAAAAAGGUAUAUUUACGAUUUACUGUUAAUUAUAAUCAGUAUAAUAAACAUUAUUAGACGAGCAACAAAAAAAAAAACAAACACCUGCAGAGGUAGGGACUCGUUAACCUUGUAAAACAACUCAUCUGAAAGAAGGAAAUCUCUGAAUCCAACUCAAGAGAGGGAGUCCCUUAGGAGGUAUAACAUUAACUCAAUGAAAAUUCUGUCAAAUCCUCCACCGCCCCUGGUGCCAAGCAUAACAUCCACUUGAUCUUCUCUUGGGUCCACCAAUGACAUGGAAAGAGGGUAUUUGCUGACUGGGGAACCAGCUUAUUGUCCUUAAAAAAUUCCAGGCCCUGUGAUUUCAUCUUACAAAGUCUGCACCAUCAUCACAUUUUGAUGGAUAGAGGAAAAAAAAUAAAAUAAUUUUUACAUAAAAUAAGUUAUAGUCAAUGUUACUAAUGAUUUUUUUCUUCAUGCUCAGCUUCAGGUAGCAUGUCACUGGAGAAUUUCUCCCCUGGUUGGUAUUUAAUGGAACACCAUCAGAAUGCCAGGUAUGGAGAGUUUUUACUGGACUAAUGAGCUGUGGCUUGCAAAUAAAUAAAAUAGAAAAAAACAACAAAAACAUUAUGUACAAUUUAUUUGGGUUUUCUCUCUCUGUGCCCAACAAAAGAGAACAUUUUAAAUGAAUCCCAGAAAAUGAGAUAAAUUUGUGUACCUGAAACACCCCAAUAAGGUGGAGCCAGAUUGAAAUUAAAAAAAAUGUGUAGAGAUAUUUGAAAAAUAAAAGGUAUAAGGGUAUCUGAAAUAAAAAGAUAUCAAUGUAUCUGAAAGAAAAAGAUGUAAGGGUUUCUGAAAUAAAAAUAUUUAAGGGUAUCUGAAUAAAAAUAUAUAAGGGUUUCUGAAAUAAAAAUAUAUAAGGGUAUCUGAAUAAAAAUAUAUCAGGGUACCUGAAUAAAAAUAUAUAAGGAUAUCUGAAUAAAAAUAUAUAAGGAUAUCUGAAUAAAAAUAUAUAAGGAUAUCUGAAUAAAAAUAUAUAAGACUAUCUGUGUUAAUUCCUUAUUAAAUUGUUUUUUUAAACAGCGCUUGAAAACACACUUUUUAAGAUUUAGAUUCAUUCCUUAAAAAGUGUUUCUCCUUCUGCUUACAGAACUUGUGUGGAAAGGAUAUCAUUUUUCUUAAAAUAUAUAUCAGUACAAUGUUUGAGAUACUUGUGAAAUAUCUUUUCAGUUUUGAGGAUCUGAAGGCAGGUUUGAACUACAUGAAGAGGAAAGCCAGCCAAAGAUCAGAAGGGCCAAUCACCAUUGUUAGGUCCAAUCUUACUUCCAUCCUUGAUUGUCUAGAAAGCUUAUCAGGUAAUUUGUUUUUAUUAUUAUCAUUGCUCUAUUUCUCACUUAAGACAAGGGCCUCAUAAAAAUGGGAUUUAACCUUUUCUUCUUGCCGUAGGGACCGGCCGGGCUCUCUCGAGCGUUGAAGGACCCGUUGUGAUGUCUGUACACUGUGGACCCAUUUACAAGAGGCACUCACUUUUCUUAUAAUGUCUUGCUAUAAAUUAUCCAAAACAUGAUAAAAUAUUUCAAAUGUCACCUACAACCUGCCUCAGGUGUUCCUAUUUAUGUAUGGCCUGGCCUGAAAAAGCUUCUUCAUGUGCCUUAAUGAUAAAUGCAGCCAUAAUGAUGAAUGCAUUAAUUUAAUAUCACCCUCCAAGCAUAAUUUGACGAUGGCUGCUUGCUGUGUAUUGUGAGAUAACCAGUCAAGUAUUCCUAGGAAUAUACGUUAACUUCAUUUUACUGCAACUUAUUUCCUCUUAAGACCUCCAGGGAUUAAAAAUAAUCUGAUGUAUCAACUAGUAAAAAAUUGAUGUCUUCCACAUAAAUGCAAAUAAAUCAUGUUUUAUUCUCAUCCCCAACAGCCAUGUAUGAGAAGUACACAGAGGAUGACAUACGGGGCAACUGCAUGAACUCAUAUGCUGUACUUUUGAUGCGUGAGUGCAUGGUUUUUUUUUCAAAGUGAAAAUAUAGGCCUUACUUUAUAUGAUCAUGUGAACAGUCAUAUUUGUUUCUUUUCUAUAAAUGAUCCCAUUUUUCAGAUUUUAACAUUUUUACACUUGACUUCUGCAUGUUAGCCACGAUUCAUUAUAAACCUUCAAGUUUAAAGUUUUUAAUAUGCUGUUAUCUCUAUUAUCAAAUUAUAAAAAAAAAGAGGUUAGAUUUCAUUGCACUAGGGCUACAUAGAUAACAAAUAAUAUAUAGCAAAUACUCUCCAGCAAAGAAUACAAAAUACAUGCUCUCCACAGUGCUGAACAUUUCAUUAAUAUCUUCUCAGAGGCCAAGUCCUGCGCCGAUGGUCUAUUUCAGGAAGUUCUUGGCAGGAAGGAUAAGGCUGACUCCACUCGGAAUGCCCUCAGCGUCCUCCAGAAGUUCCGUUUCCUGUUUCACCUGCCUCUAAACAUACAGCGUAACAUUCAGAAGGUCAGUAGCAGGCAAUGGGUCACUUUUGUAUGUUAACAGGCUGAAGUUUAGCUGAAAUGGAUUGCAUCCAACUCAGAAUUACCUGUGCACCAAGUCAAGCUGUGAAUGUUGAUGAUAUAUUAACAUAGAAACUGAUCAGUGAUUUCUUGUAGUCCAGUGAUCCUCAAAUUCCCUGUAUUUCUUAUCUUAUUUAUGAUACCUUACAUAAUUCCAAAAUUUUGUUGUAUUUUAAAAUAUUAUCUUUCACAGUAAUGAUACAUUAAUUCUUUUACUUCCUGUUUUUUUUUUGAAAACCCAACUUCUGGCAAUAACAUUAAUGUCGAACUCGAAACACUUAAGUUUAUGAACUACUUUCUAUAUCUUGUCAUUUCUUCAUUUUUCCUGUCUGCUAAAGAAGGCUCUUAGCCAAAACGUUCUCUUUUUAUUGCCCUGUGUUUAUACUUCAAGCUACCACAUACCUUCUUCUUCCACUACUUCCUUCACACAGCUACCACAUACCUUCUUCUUCCACUACUUCCUUCACACAGCUACCACAUACCUUCUUCUUCCACUACUUCCUUCACACAGCUACCACAUACCUUCUUCUUCCACUACUUCCUUCACACAGCUACCACAUACCUUCUUCUUCCACUACUUCCUUCACACAGCUACCACAUACCUUCUUCUUCCACUACUUCCUUCACACAGCUACCACAUACCUUCUUCUUCCACUACUUCCUUCACACAGCUACCACAUACCUUCUUCUUCCACUACUUCCUUCACACAGCUACCACAUACCUUCUUCUUCCACUACUUCCUUCACACAGCUACCACAUACCUUGUUCUUCCACUACUUCCUUCACACAGCUACCACAUACCUUGUUCUUCCACUAUUUCCUUCACACAGCUACCACAUACCUUGUUCUUCCACUACUUCCUUCACACAGCUACCACAUACCUUGUUCUUCCACUACUUCCUUCACACAGCUACCACAUACCUUCUUCUUCCACUAUUUCCUUCACACAGCUACCACAUACCUUGUUCCACUACUUCCUUCACACAGCUACCACAUACCUUGUUCCACUAUUUCCUUCACACAGCUACCACAUACCUUGUUCCACUAUUUACUUCACACAGCUACCACAUACCUUGUUCCACUAUUUCCUUCACACAGCUACUACAUACCUUGUUCCACUAUUUCCUUCACACAGCUACCACAUACCUUGUUCCACUAUUUCCUUCACACAGCUACCACAUACCUUGUUCCACUAUUUCCUUCACACAGCUACCACAUACCUUGUUCCACUAUUUCCUUCACACAGCUACCACAUACUUUGUUCCACUAUUUCCUUCACACAGCUACCACAUACCUUGUUCUUCCACUACUUCCUUCACACAGCUACCAGAUACCUUGUUCCACUAUUUCCUUCACACAGCUACCACAUACCUUGUUCUUCCACUACUUCCUUCACACAGCUACCAGAUACCUUGUUCCACUACUUCCUUCACACAGCUUUGAACGCAGUCCUUUAUUUAUUAUUAUUUAUUAUCAAUGAUCUUUUGUCAUCCAAUUUUUGUGUGUUUGGUAUUUGAGGGAGGAGGUCUGUUCAGCCCUUCCACUGUCUAUACUCGUUACUUAAGCUACAAUGUUUUUGCAUUCUCAUUAUUUCUUAAAAUGAUAUGGCAAGGGGUAUGACUUUUAGGAAAUUUGUAUCAUCCGCGGCUUGCCAUUUUUGAUCCGUCAUUGUUUACCUUUGACCUCAGGGGGAUUACAACAUGGUCAUCAAUGACUAUGAGAAAGCCAAGAACCUGUUUGCUGACACAGAGAUCAAAGUUUUUAAAAAAGGUAUUCACAUUGUUUUCUGUUUAAAAAAAAAUAUAUUUUUGGAGGUUACGAUUUCACAUCACAACAAAAACAGCAAGAAACAACAAGAACACAAAUCAACAACAACAACACAACAACACAUUGCAGGAUAACUUGACAAAGUUUUGUCUUGCUUUGUUCGGACAUUAUCCUUCCAACUCGGGGGACACAGAGCCAUUCAAUGUAAUGUGCUCAAUUCAGCUCAUUUUCAUCCGCAUCAGUUUUCAGAGAAGUAGAGUGGAGGAUAGCCAACUUCAGAGACAUGUUGUACAAGAGACUUAAGGACCCACAGAACACUUUGGAUGAGCAGAAAAAACUCAUUAGGUAUUCAUGAAAAUGAUGUUUUCUUUUUUUUUACCAGGGGAAAUUUUCCCAUUUGUAUAUAUAUUUUCUUUUUUUUUUUUCGCUGCAUAACAUUUUCUUUCUCAUUUUAAGAAUUUGUAGAAGUGUUUCAUCUUUUAGUUUAUUAUAUAACUGUUAGAGUAAAGAGCUAUGUGUAGGAGUGUGUUUGUACUUGUGGGCACCUGUGAAGCAGUGUGUUCAUACUUGUGGGCACCUGUGUACAGUGUGUUCAUACUUGUGGGCACCUGUGUAGCAGUGUGUUCUUACUUGUGGGCACCUGUGUACAGUGUGUUUGUACUUGUGGGCACCUGUGUACAGUGUGUUCAUACUUGUGGGCACCUGUGUAGCAGUGUGUUCAUACUUGUGGGCACCUAUGUACAGUGUGUUCAUACUUGUGGGCACCUGUGUAGCAGUAUGUUCAUACUUGUGGGCAGCUGUGUACAGUGCGUUCGUACUUGUGGGCAGCUGUGUGUAGUAGAUUUUUUAAAAUAUUUUUAUUUUGUUAGGAAAAAUAAUAUUAAACAUGAUUUCCUCCAGGUAUCUAGUCAGCCUGGAGUAUAAGGGUGACCCCGCCUGGGAGUGCCUGGACAACCAACAGAAGUGGCUGAUAGAGUUGCUGGACGACUGUAAAGAUGACCAUAUAGAAGAAGGUAGGGCCACCCCUUUCCUUCUGCUUGGGCAGAUUCUCAUCAAACUGGUUUCCCCUUCCCAUUGAAACUGUCCGAAAUUCUUGGUUUUAAACUGUUUGAAUCUUGUGUUUACCCUUAUCACAGUGUAACUAUACACAUUCUUGUGUUUACCCUCAUCACAGUGUAACUAUACACAUUCUUGUGUUUACCCUCAUCACAGUGUAACUAUACACAUUCUUGUGUUUACCCUCAUCACAGUGUAACUAUACACAUUCUUGUGUUUACCCUCAUCACAGUGUAACUAUACACAUUCUUGUGUUUACCCUCAUCACAGUGUAACUAUACACAUUCUUGAAACCUGUAAUUAGUAAUUCUGGACACCAACUUCUGUAGAUUUUGUGACCAUAUUUUUGUUUGUUUGUUUUUUUUGUUUUGAGAGAGGUCUGCUCUUUUCUUGCUGCUGUCCCUUUAUGUGGUUGUUUUUGUGAACAUGUCAUUCUUCACCACUUGGUGUUGCUUGAAUUGAAAGCUAAUUAAAAGUGAUCGUAGCUCCAGGAGGUUGUGUGGAAGUUCACAUCUCUAUAAUACAGUGGUUCUCAACCUUUCUAAUGCCGCGACACUUUAAUACAGUUACAUAUGUUGUGGCGACCCCUAACCACUAAAAUAAUUUUGUUGAUUCUUUAUAACUGUACAGUAUAUGUGUUUUCAGAAGGUCUUAUGCGACCCCUGUGAAUAGGUCAUGCGACCCCCAAAGGGGUCACGACCCACAGGUUGAGAACCGCUGCUAUAGUAUGAAGCCUCAGAUUCAUAUAUCUCACGAAUGUUGCCCUUGGUCCUCAGAAAAGAACAGCAUCCAGGAGAGUCUCGCCCAGUCUCAGAGCAGCAACCAGUGGAAGCCGAUUGGCAGGGUCAACAAGUCCCCUACCAAAUCAGGUAUGGCGAUUACGGUGUGCUCUUUGAGUCAGCUGGUUAUGGCUGCCAUCGUCGCGUCUCAAACACUGCUGCAUGGCCCUGCGAGAUUGGCUUUGUGGUUAUAAAUGACCAAGAUGGUUAUAAAGUUAUGGGAUGGUUUUCAAUAUAAAAGGGAUAUUUAAAAAAAGUAAUGUUUGUUUUAUAUUCUUUACCUUGAAUGAUUUAAUUGAAAUGACUGUUUUGUAAUGAAGCUUUCCUUCACCACUUUAGGCCUGUCUAGAGAGUCCAGCUUCUCGUCCCUUUCCUCUGCUGACCACCAAGGUAUCAGUGUUUUACUGAGGAUUUUUCUUUGAAUGUUCACUGUGUUCUUUAAGUUCACUUCCUGUUUGCAUGGAAACUAACAUAAAUUUGCUUUUUCUUUGACACUGUGCCGAUGUAGGUCUCACAUGUUUGUGCUUGAUUCUGUAACCGUUUUACAAUGUGUCGAUGUAGGUCUCACAUCUAACUGCAAUAAAUUUAACAUGGGGCGCUAAAGACUGCUUCACAUGUAGAACUAUUGCAUGUUUUAUUUUUGUUAUUAGAUGAGCCAAAUAACCAUUGUACUAGGUAUAUAUCAUAGCUGUGGGGGGAUAAUACUUUGUACCGCAGGUAGACUACUAAUGACCAUGACAUUUGAUGUCAAGCAGAGGUUGUUGUCCAGUAAAAUGAAAAUUUUAACUGCAGAGUGGUGUAGCACAAUAUCUAUUGUUAUAUCAAGUCUUCCAUUUUCAAUGUAGAAAUUCUGAAUAGUUCAUUUACUGCUGUCUUUCAUAAUCAAACUUUGCAACUUUUGAUGUUCAUCAGAGAAGCUUUAAAACCAACGAGUGAAAACAUGUCAAUAUGUAGAAUAAAUGCUAUGUCAACAGACCUGUUUACUCUUACGAUUUUGGUGUACAAUGUACGAUUUUAAGGUGUAUACAUGAUACAUAUACUGUAUGUUUAUUUUUUUACUAUUAAGAUAAUGUAUUGAUGAUUUUGUGAUGGUAUUGUACGAUUUUAAGAGUUUGGGGGUAAACAGGUCUGUGUCAAUAAAAUAACAACAUGUUGAGUAUCAAAAUUGAUAACAUGUAAGUUUCAGUAUACUAACAAAUUUAGGAUAAAAAAUUCUACUUAAAAAUAGGGGUUCGUGUUAUACGUGCAGGUAAGCAAUUUGUUAAUUUAAUAUAAAAGAUGUAUGCUAAAGCGUAUGCAACGAAAUCUUUGUGACAUUAGGCGACUGGGUGUUCAUUGUGCCUGCCCAUAACACCAGUAAUGUUAGUGGUAUCCCUUUGAAGGGAUGUUAGCAUAGUUGUAUCGGCAUGAGCACAGUUCAUUUUAAAUAUAAUAACUUAAAGGAUUUUGACAUUUUUAUUUAAUAUAAAUAUUUUUUUACUUAAUUCAUAUGUUACAAUUAAUAUGUUAUGGAACAAGAUUAACAGAUUGCAUUAUACGAGGAUAUUGCAUUUUAGGUAUUUUUUCAUUAAAAAAUUGUUUUACGCAUUAAUAUACGGUAGGUAAAAUAUCAAAGUGUCAAGUCAAUGAAAUGUCAAGUUAUGUAGUAAAUAAAUUUUCAAUGUUUUAGGGUAAAUCAACAUCAUGGAGACGAGUCAUGUUCCAAGUUGAACAAUCCCCUUAGAGAAGGUUUAAAGUCAUAUAAAAAUUAAAAUGUCAGCCAACCUUAUAACCUUAUGGUAUCCACAGCCUCCUGGAAGUUCAAGACCCCACAGAAGGUUUUAUUCAUUGAGGACAUCACUGACAUCAUGCUGCAGCAUUUCCCAGACUAUUGGAGGCUUGGCCAAAGCUAUUUUACAAGGGAGGCGAGUACCAAGUUCUUUUGUUGUUGUGCAUUUGCGUUUGUUUCAUCUCAGAAUCAAAUAUUUUGUUGCUAUCUACGGAUGUAGCAGGCAAUUUGUGUCGUUGAAUAGCUAAUGUAAAACUGGGAUACGUUUAAGAUUUUAUCAUUGAAUAGCUUAUGUAAAACUGGAAUACAAUUUUAUUAUUGAACAGCUAAUGUAAAACUGGAAUACAAUUUACCUUUGAAUAGCUUAUGUGAAAGUGGGAUACGAUUUUAUAAUUGACAUUCAUGCGGCCCAUUUUGAUAUGAAUGCCUUAAUUUGUUUCUUUUUCAGAAAACUGAAAAAGGAGUGAAAAUUGACACAAGUAAACAUGGCAAAAUGAAGGUAAAAGGGACAACGUGUAACUCUUAUGACUUAUGAAAAUCUCAAUGAUUCUCUUUCUUCCAAAAUCUUUAUCUAUAAAUUGCACAACAUGCAAUAUGGUCUUGGAUAAUAUUUCAAGUUCACAUGUAAAACUUCAAUUGAAAUCUACCCAUGUUAACAAAAAUGAAUGUUAAGCUUUUAAGGGGUACGAAGUCCAGAUAAAUUUUUAACUUUUGAUGCAACCCAUCUCAUCUGCCUAACCGACUUUUUAUUAAUGGUGUAAACCUUCAAUUUAUUUAUUCCAAAUUGAAACAUUACUACAUUUUCAACAAUUCACCGCCUUGACCAUGGUCCAGUCCACACCAACCAGUGUUAGUACAAUGUAAACAUGCCAACAGUAGUGAGUGUCUGUUUUCCAGCAAAUGAUGGCCGAGGUCAUCACAUUAUUUGCCAAUUACGUCAGAGCUGCAUUCCUGCCAGAGUCACUGGAGAACCUGCCCGAUGUGGAGAGAGAAAAGCUGGGUGUGUGGCCCACCUCCGCUAAACAGGAACAUGUAUCUGGGUCAUGGCUUCCCACCUGUGUGCGAAAUAUCAGGUGGGUCACAUUAACCAUAAAACAAAGUCCAGAUAACUUUUGAUGUACCGGUAAUCCAUCCUAACCCACUUUUUAGUGAUAGUGUAAGCUAAGAAAAUAAUAAAACAUUUUUAAUUGUAACUCUGAUAAAGUUAAUUUUAGACCUAUUUACCUAUUGUAUGAUUUGAAAGUACAUACAUUUACCUAUUGUAUGAUUUGAAAGUACUACAUUUGCCUACUGUAUGAUACAUUUGCCUACUGUAUGAUUUGAAAGUAUGUACAUUUUCCUACUGUAUGAUUUGAAAGUACAUACAUUUUCCUACUGUAUGAGAUACAUUUUCCUACUGUAUGAUAUGAAAGUAUGUACAUUUGCCUACUGUAUGAUUUGAAAGUAAACACAUUUUGCCUACUGUAUGAUUUGAAAGUAGGCACAUCUGCCUACUGUAUGAUUUGAAAGUAGGCACAUUUGCCUACUGUAUGAUUUGAAAGUUAGUGUCUCAUGCUGGUUGUUCCAGGAACUGCGCCAACACAUUGUCAGCCCUUGACAGCCAUGGGGACUCAUCUAUGAUUGUUCUCAAUGAACUGGCUUUUGACAUGCGCACAAACUGUAUGUUCACACUGUUAAAACAGGCCAUAUCAGGUGAGUCUGGGAGCUGGCAUAGUCACUCUCUAAGUGUGUGGGUGUAUAACUUACCUAUUUAUGUUGGAGGGGACCCCAUAGACAUUAUAAUCUUUUUUUUAUCAUUUGAUUUUAGGUUACGGCUUGUAUCAUUUUUGUCUCAGUAAUAUUUUGUUAUGGUCCAAGUCAUUAUUUAUAUAUUUCAAAGUUCAGUGUAAACAAAAGAUGUGUAUUCAAAAUGUUUAUAUGUGCUCUAGUUAUACACUAGUUGUUUCAAGUGCACACUGCGAACACGACCCCUUACAUCGAAUGAAUGUGUUUUGUUUGGGAUGAUUAAUCAGGAGCUGGAGGCAUCCAAACGAGCCACUAUUUUAGAUUUUAUAAAUGCAAAAAAAAAAAAAAAAAAAAAAAAAAAAAAAAAAAAAAAGAAAACAAACAACCAACUAAUGUACCGUAACACUGUUCACUUGGCUGGUUUCCUCAGAUGUGAAAUGUUUGCACACCAAGGAAACUUGGGUUGUAGAAACAGAUGACGAGUCAGGCGGAACCACACAACUGGUAAAUUUAUUGAAUCUUUUCAGUCCUCGCUUGUGAAACAUUAAGAGAAUCUCAAAUCAGAUUUUAAGGACACCCCCCAUCCUUCCCAAAAAGUGCUUCACUUCAAACUUCUUCAUUCAAAUAUUUUCCGAUCCCUCCAGCCGGCUCUGUUUGAGAACAUUGUGAAUGAAACUGUCCAGCAUCUCCAUGAAGUGGUGGUCAUGAACAGGGCGCCGGAGCCAGAGGUCAGUGGUUGUACUUUCCUCUUAUUGUUGGGUGUAUUGUGAUGGUGGUAUUACGGAACUGAACUUGUUUCAAUGGCUCUCGUGCAUACUAAACUCAAUGAAACCUGCCUAUAAAUGAAGCCGUUAAAAGGAUUCAUUGUUUUAAAUGGUUAUGUCACAGUAAGGAUCUGUAAAUUAUCGUGGUGAAAAAUCACUUGAACAAAUUUUUUUUACAGUGUAACCUAAUCAACUAUCUAUUAUUAAAAAAAAUAAUAAUUCCACGCAGCCUGUACAAAACGUAGUGGGUGUUUUUAUUAUCGUAAUUUCAUCAACUCACAUUAACACACAAAAAAACACUCCUGGUGUUUUGGAUACAUUGAACGUUGAUUGCUUGUUGCAGAUAUUUAGCCAGCGCCCCAUACAGAAGGAAGCCACCGUCUUGUGUAGCCAGCUGCUUCAAGCUUUCUCCGUGUGCAUGGAACAGCUCGUCUUUACCCCACCUCUCCAGAAGACGGAAGCCAAACCGUGAGUGUCGGCUGAUUCUGCUUGUUUUUUCAUUUUUUUUUAAAAGCUUUCAUUCUUGAGAAGUGUGGUUGGGUGUUUGAAGUGAGUUAAGCACUGGGAUAGAGAUUUAUCCUUGGCUAAACCGUUUAAGCACUGGGAUAGAGAUUUAUCCUUGGCUAAACCGUUUAAGCACUGGGAUAGAGAUUUAUCCUUGGCUAAACCGUUUAAGCACUGGGAUAAAGAUUUAUCCUUGGCUAAACCGUUUGUUACAUUUUAACUUUGGGUCAUUGAACAUAGUAAUUAAAAUAAAAGUCACAGAAAUUUUAUUCAUUAAAAUGAUUUCUAAAUCGUUAUUAUCCGACAAAACACCCCCCAAUAUCUAUUAUAUUCUCAAAAAUAAGUGAGUGGAAUAGCUGAUAUUUUUGUAUGUUCACGUGUUCUGUUGUUUACCGUCAGAGUGCCCUUACCUGUUUUCUUCCGUCCUGUUUCAGCAAUGUCAAGAUCACACUUGGACAGCUUGAUGUAGAACUAGACCAGCAUGAAGAUUCCAUUCCCUCAUUGGUAACACAAACAAAAUGUCAUCCAGAUAUUCUUUAAGAUUAUUUAUAUUUUGUUAAAAAAUGCGGAGAGUUGUUCAUUGCAAAAAAAAAAACAAAAAAAAAACAACUACUCAAUUACAUGUGCAUUUAUUAAAUACAUACCGGUAUUACAGAUGAAUAUAAAUAAAUAAGAAACAAAAAAACCUGUAAAUGCAAAUAUCCUUUUGACAAACAAUGUUCGGAGGCGUAAUAUAAGACACUACACCCCCCUCCCCCAAAUAAAAAAAUUUCAUAAAAAAAGUAAUAAGCAGCUUCUUCGUAUCACUUUAGUUGUAAAAGAGAUAAAACAUGUUAGAUUUGACCCCCGCCAAGUGCAUCGGCCCGCCCUCCAUAGUGAAAUAAAAUGUCCUGUGCAUUGCAAAGACAAGUAUGCAAAUCAUUAAUAUCAUAAACAUCCUUAGACCAGUUGAAUCUUUUGUCACAACAAAAUGAGUAAAACAGAGUAGGGUUAAACCUGAAAAAAUAAACGCAACAAAACAGCAAGCAUGAACACCGCCAGCCGGGUCAAUUGGAACACAGACUUAUCCUGACUUACGGCACUUUGACGCCAGAUGGGAUUAAUGUUAUGUCUCUGUUCACAGCUUGACCUUAGCUCCGCCCCUCCACGUUCUGACCUAUCACAGUGAAUUUUUUUCUAACCCUUUUUUUCGCCGCUGCAUAAUUUAAACUCUCACUCACUUUCCUUCUGCCACACUUCUAUUGCUGCCCACAGACACUACUUACCAGCUAAGUGCUAUUUCUUAUUUUUAUUUUUAUACCGUUUUUUCUGCUGUUUUGUUAGCUGACGAAGGCUUUCUGCCGAUCCGUUAAUUUUUUUUCUUCUGUUUUGUUGCGUUUAUUUUUUCAGGUUUAACCCUACUCAGUUUUGCUCAUUUUAUUUUGUACUAACCUGAUUGCAGUCUCUCCCCUUAUUACCCCUUGCAGUCUCUCCCCUUAUUACCCCUUGCAAUCUCUCCCCUUAUUACCCCUUGCAGUCUCUCCCCUUAUUACCCCUUGCAGUCUCUCCCCUUAUUACCCCUUGCAGUCUCUCCCCUUAUUACCCCUUGCAGUCUCUCCCCUUAUUACCCCUUGCAGUAUCUCCCCUUAUUACCCCUUGCAGUCUCUCCCCUUAUUACCCCUUGCAGUCUCUCCCCUUAUUACCCCUUGCAGUCUCUCCCCUUAUUACCCCUUGCAGUCUCUCCCCUUAUUACCCCUUGCAGUCUCUCCCCUUAUUACCCCUUGCAGUCUCUCUUCCCUUAUUACCCCUUGCAGUCUCUCCCCUUAUUACCCCUUGCAGUCUCUCCCCUUAUUACCCCUUGCAGUCUCUCUCCCCUUAUUACCCCUUGCAGUCUCUCCCCUUAUUACCCCUUGCAGUCUCUCUCCCCUUAUUACCCCUGAAUCUCUUGUUACAAGCUCCUGUUUACAAAGGACAGUUGAUGGCCCAGGUUAGUCUAGGGGUAAUUAGUAACAACACCAAGGAGGCCAAAGAAAGCGUUACAAAGACUCACUGAAAGUGGCACUAAAGGCCUUCAGCAUAAAUGCUACUCAAUGGAUGCAGACAGCCCAGGACAGAGCCAGAUGGAGAGGUUCUGUCAAGAAGGGGGCUAAAUCCCAUGAAGCUAAGAGAAUAACCACAGCUGAGACACGCAGGCUUGUCCGAAAGAGCAACAUUAGGUCAUCGUCUGAAGCAACUAUUCCAUGCCCACGAUGUCAUAGAUUAUUCCGAGCAAGGAUCGNUAAGAGAAUAACCACAGCUGAGACACGCAGGCUUGUCCGAAAGAGCAACAUUAGGUCAUCGUCUGAAGCAACUAUUCCAUGCCCACGAUGGCAUAGAUUAUUCCAAGCAAGGAUCGGUCUAACAAGCCACCUAAGAGCUCACCAUAAUCCCCCCCCCCCGCCCGCCCCUAACCGGAUGAUUCGAUGGUCCUUGUCGACUUCGACGGAUGAACAACAACAACAGCAACAACAACAGUAACAACACCAAGAUCAAUAGUUGAUAUGGUUCUUUAUUCAACAAUGAAAUCCACAGUGUUCCUUCUCCCUGCAUACUAACUACCAAAACCAUAACAACAUACACUAUCAUCUCUCAUGCCCCCCCAAAAAAAGUCACCAAAACUAAAUAGCAACAGCUAAACAACAAAUCUCCACAUCAAACACACUUACUAGCUAAUCAAGUAUUACAAAACACAAACUGAUGGAACAAGUCAUUAACAUCUUUCCCCCAUGAUGGAUGUCCAGACGGUUUUAUCAAGAAUUCGCCCCGAGACGAGAAUUCCGAUGUGCUGGACCACUCGCCAAAUCAUUUUUUAUAUUUUUUUAAAACUAAAAGUUAAAUUUUUUUGUCUCUCACUCAGAACUGGAAACUUUUGCUGAAGUGCUUCUAGCUUAGACUAUGUUAUGUUGGGACGCUGUACUUCUUGAAAGACCUCAGCUAGAUAUACAAACAUGCCAGAAAGGCAGAGUGGACUUGGUUCAGAUUAGAAAAUAUGAUUUGAACCUUGAUGUUAACGCUAUAUUACUUUGAUUGAAAAACACAGAAAUAUUUUAUAACUGCCUCACACGGCCUGGGAUUUAAGUACCGGUAUUCUGGGGCACAGGGCUGUUUGAAAAAACCCCUUGCCUCAGACACACAUUCAUUUUUCAUUUCCUAGUCAAUAAGAUGGCACUUGUUCAGUUUGUUUUUUUAUUUCUUUGAUCAGGACAAGCGGCUCAUCAUCAUGUUAAGCAACUGCAGUCACACCCAGUUUGUCGUGGUGCCAAGAAUCAUAGAAAAUCUCACCAAGCACGGCUACGUGGAGAUGGAGAAAGCCUUGAAGGUGGGACUCAGAGACAGUGGCUUAUGAAGGGUUUGGGGGGGGGGGUUGCGGAGGGGUCAGCACCAACCCUAGCUGCGCCAUUUUUUAGAGGCAUCUGCUGUUUUUUCAAAACGACUGACUUUCUUUGCAUUUCUUGCUUUAAUUAAAUGUGAUAUUUCCCCCCUCAUCUUACUCUUACACAUUGUGUGAAUAAGACUUACAGGGCUUAAUAUUGUGUGUUUCUCAUUUAGAUGAUCUCAUUUGUUUUCCCUCUAAUCACUGAGUCUGAGUGCAUUGAAUAAUUGAUAUAACUUAUAAUAAUAAGUUGUUCUGCUAUUUUGGUUACAUUGGCUAAACAACAGAGAUGACAUAUGUUCAAGCGAUGCUAUACCACUGUCCGCAAUCUAAUGCCCAUGACCAAACUAUUACAUUCAGUGCCACUGAAUAGUUUGUUGUUUCCUUCACUUCCAUCUCAAGGCCGCCCAACACACCUACAGUGAUCUGGACAGCCGGCUGUUCACCAGCUACAUUGAGCAGAAAUCUGACCCCAUCCUGGGUGUCAUGGAGCACAACAUGUACAAAGGUAGUUUCAGCUGGAAGACCUGGAAGAACACCACCGAGGUGCGCAACUACCUGAAGGAGAUAAUCAUGAGUCUCAUCGAGGUCCAUGCGGAGGUCAGUAACUCAAAGCAGAAUUAUUUUUUGUCGACUCCUAAUAAAAAGUUUAAUAAUGAUCUCAUCCCCCACCAAUUGUAAAGCACUUAGUAUUUAUAACAGAAUUAUUUCCCUUACUUAGGUGUACAGCAUAUCCCCAAAGUUUGUGAUGCGGGUCAUGAAGAAAAUCACGGAAGCUGUUUCUGAGGAACUUUCCAGACUCAUAGAGUGUGUGCAGGACUUCAACGCGGGGGGAGCCAUUCAGGUGAGUGUCUAGGCAUUAGAACCCCUGAGAGUCUUGGGAUGUGGGUAUGUUCCUUUGUUAUGAAUGAGAAAGAGAGUUCAGUAGUGAAGGGGAAGAGUUUAUAUAAAUUAAGACAAAGAGAAGGUCACUUAAGCUACAAACAAACCUGAUGGAUUUGUGUUUUAUAAAUUAAUGCCCACCAGAGGUGGCUUCUGUCAUUGUGUAUUAAAUUUGUGUGUGUGUGUUAGUGUCAUUAGCCUACAAGCGAUAUUUGUUCCAGAGAAUUCCUAUAUUUUUCUUGUAGGGAAAUGUCCUUAUCAUUGUAACUAAUUUUCAUAUCAAUCAAACAGGCCAGGCUUGAGCUGGAGGCACUGCAGAACACUGUCCGCAUUUACAGCACACCACACGUCCAGUGAGUGACUCUAGCAAUGAUAAGUUUUCUCAUCAACAGGUCACCGUAACUGUUGGGUGUCAUUUCAACAAAUUCCGUUUUGACAAAUGUUCCAUUGCCUCUUACUAAACCCAAAUUUUAAAAUGUUAUCAAAUUUUUCUGCAUUUACCUGCACUUAUUAUUUUUUCUUUUUUAAAAAAUUAAUAAAGAUUUUUUUGUGGUAAAAUACUUGUGAAAAAAAUCUUCAUUUUAAAUGUAAUUUUUUUUUCAGGGCUUGUUUCAAAGCGGCUUUCGACUGCAUUCCUGAAUUAUCCGAUGAAGGAAAAGAGUAAGUGACAAUUUUAUUACAGCAUUACAACAAAAGUGAUCAUAAACACAUUUGAAUGAAGAAACAAAAAGCAGGUACAAAAAAUUAAGGCGCACAUUUAUUCUCAUGAUAAGAAAUAAAUUUGUUUUGACAGAAAAUGUUAUUCUAUCCCAAUCAAAGAAUUCGAAAUGGCAAACGUCAGAUGAGAAUAUUAAUUCAUCUCCGAGAACUAAUUUUAGGAAUAUGGCUUCACUGUCUUUUAGCCACCUUUAUUAUUUGUUGUAGUGACUCCUUGUUCAGUAAAUGUUUCUUUGCCCAUUUUUUCUUUAAAAAACAUUUACUUGGUUACAUAGUACAAACGUAUAUAUUUUUACAUUUUAUUUAACGCCUUUGAUAAUUGAAAUUUAAUUUGGGCUUCCCAACCUUGUGGUCUCAGUAAACCAGUGUAUGGUACUUGUUCAAGUGUCAUAUGAAAAUGAUAUGUGUCUUAACAUGACUAUAUUUGUAUCCCUCAACGAUUAUUAAUUAUUAUCUGAAUACAUAAAUAGGUAUAAAUAGGUAUAAAUAGGUAUAAAUGAAGAGUUGGUUUUCAAAAUGCUCCAUUUUUUGGGUUUUGAGAUAUUCAACUGAAGAGUCCAUUUUCAAAACGCGGUAUCCACAAUUUUUGAAAAAAAAUGAGAUAACCGUACAUUCUUGUAGAGCAAACCAGGUUCCUUCAGACCCAUUUCCCAAACCUGAUUGUACUUCAACCUCUACAUGGAACAACAAAAAUCAUCUUUUACUGUUUUAGAAUUAGAUCUUUCUUUAGGUUGGAGGAAGAGGAAUAUUCAACAACAAUAUAAUUAUAGUUUCUGAAAUCACAACUCAUCUUUUGUUGCAGGGUUGUUAGCAAACUUUUGGAUAAAUUCAGAUCCAGAAUGAAAAUUCAGCUGAUGUGUUUCCAGCAGGAGAUGUUCACGUCCACUGUAAAGAAAGCAAAUCUCACCGACUCGCUGUGCUAGGUUGAAUGUGUAGUGUACUACCAGCACUUGCUCUCUGUGCUAGUUUCAAUGUGUAAUGUGCUGCAGAACUGACUAGGUGUGCUAGGUUGAAUGUGUAAUGUGCUAUCAGCACUGACUUAAUUUACUAGGUUGAAUGUGUAAUGUGUUAUCAGCACUUACUGGCUGUGCUAGGUUGAAUGUGUAAUGUGUUAUCAGCACUUAUUGGCUGUGCUAGGUUGAAUGUGUAGUGUGCUGCCAGCACUGGCUGGCUGUGGCAGGUUGAAUCAGCAUUGAAUGUGCUAUCAAUGAGACAUUGUAACCCACGAGUUAGAGCUGUGAAAAGUUGGCAAAAAAGUGGAAGGCUAAGUCUUAAAAUAAAUUAUAUUUUAUUUUAUAAAAAGUGUGAUAAAUGUGGGAAUGAUCUAUUAAUAGGAAGGUUACAUCCUAAAUGUAAGCAGUGAUUGUUGUAAUGGGUCCAUUGCCCAAGUAAGCAGUGAUUUUUGUAAUGGGUGCAUUGCCCAUGUAAGCAGUGAUUGUUGUCAUAGGUCCAUUGCCCAUGUAAGCAAUGUCUUGCAUGUCAUAAUCGCUCAUUCGGCACAUCAUUCACUAUUGUGAUAUUAAUAAUGUAAAAAAAUUAAUUAUAAUACCAUGAAACCUCCCCCUCUCCCAUUUUGGUGUUUGCCCGUUGUUUCACCUGACAUCCAUUUCAAUUCAAUUGGAACAUUUUAUUAAUAAUGUAUAUUAUUUUGAUGCUUGAAUAAAGCCAUUUUGUAAAGUCUAACUUUUACUUGGCUUGUAUGUCUUGAAAUACUUGAA